This is a messenger RNA of Colletotrichum phormii, 405 nucleotides long. RefSeq lists its product as uncharacterized. Bases 1 to 405 code for a protein of 134 amino acids. The transcript is spliced from 4 exons. The record is from RefSeq and is a predicted model, not a curated record. Lineage: Eukaryota; Fungi; Ascomycota; Sordariomycetes; Glomerellales; Glomerellaceae.
AUGCAGUCAAUCCUCACAAUCGCCACCUUGGUCAGCGCCGCCUUCGCCGGCGUGAUCAACCGAGCCGAAGAUGAUGGACCAGUCAACAUCCCCGUCGACAGCGUUGACAACCCCACAGGGGACACGAUCCAGGCCAUCACGCACUUGUAUAUCUGCUCCGAUGCCAACUUCUCCGGCCGCUGCCAGAACCUGGAAUCCAACACUGGUCAAUGCUACAACUUGUACAACGGCUUCAACGAUGUUGUUUCGUCGCUUGGACCUGAUGCCGGAACAUCUUGCACCAUCUGGGAGGAUGGUGGGUGCACAGGAGCCUCCAUCGUCAACAUUGUCAGCCCUGGCAUCUACAACCUUGCCGACUCCAUCUGGAACUUCAACGACAAGAUGAGCUCCUACAGAUGCGUUUAG